Messenger RNA from Micromonas commoda, 766 nucleotides. RefSeq lists its product with no specific name. Gene Ontology annotation, cellular component: multivesicular body; ESCRT III complex. The coding region runs from base 1 to 735 and encodes 244 amino acids. The record is from RefSeq and is a predicted model, not a curated record. The transcript is spliced from 2 exons. Lineage: Eukaryota; Viridiplantae; Chlorophyta; Mamiellophyceae; Mamiellales; Mamiellaceae. Gene Ontology annotation, biological process: vesicle budding from membrane; late endosome to vacuole transport via multivesicular body sorting pathway.
AUGGGCACCUCCAGCUCCAAGUCCAAGAGGGCCAAGGCGGCGAAACGCGCGCAGGACCAGGUGACGGAGGUGGACCGACAGGUGCUCGGUCUCAAGACGCAGAAGAGGAAACUAAACGCGUACGCCAAACGCGUGGAGGAGGCCAUCGCGCGGGAGACGUCCAAGGCUCGCGAGCUCGCCAAGUCUCCCGCCACGAAGGUCAAGGCGCUCAACGCGCUGCGUCUGCGUAAGGUCCAGGAGCAGCUCCUCGACCGCGUCGAGGGAUGGAUCCUGCAGGUGGACGAGCUCCUCUUGGGCAUCGAGUCGGCGCAGGCGACGGCGGUUGUGUUGGAGAAGCUCAAGAUGGGCAACGAGGCGCUGCGGAACGCUCAGCGGGGGUACUCGCUGCGGGACGUGGAGAGCGUGCUGGCGGACAUGGACGACGCGAGGGAACACGAGGAGGCGGUCCGGGCGAUGAUCGAGGGCUCGCUCUCCGCGGAGGACGACGAGGUUUGCGAGGCGGAGCUCGCGGCGCUGGAGGCGCUGGAGGCGCUGGAGGCGACUGAGGAGACUGAGACUGAGCCGAGCGAGGCGACGACGACGCGGGUCGCGGGGACGAGCGGGGCGGUGCCGACGAUGCCGGACGUGCCGGAGAAGGCGCCGAACCUCCCGGACGCGCCCCUGGGAUUGGGCACCGCGGGAGCCGUCGAGGAGGAGGAGGAGGAGGAGGAGAGGAGGGAGGCUUUGGCAGCUUGAUUUUUUGUGGAGAAAUCAGCAGCUGGUGCGA